Molecule: messenger RNA, 602 nt
Organism: Cygnus atratus (black swan)
Lineage: Eukaryota; Metazoa; Chordata; Aves; Anseriformes; Anatidae
Product: mothers against decapentaplegic homolog 6-like
Exons: 3
Biological process (GO): cell differentiation; anatomical structure morphogenesis; SMAD protein signal transduction
Cellular component (GO): heteromeric SMAD protein complex
Molecular function (GO): transcription regulator inhibitor activity; I-SMAD binding
Source: RefSeq, a predicted model, not a curated record
CACCGUGGGCAGAGCGGUCCUGGCCGCCCUGAGAGCACAGCCCCAUGCGCAGCCCCGGCUCCUCACACCCAGCUCCGCUGCCCACCCUCAUCGCUGCUGCCCCAUGUUCCGCUCGCGUCGUGCCGCGCUGGUGAGGCGGCUCUGGCGGCAGCGCUGCGCGGCGCCCGGCCCUGAGGACGGCCACGGCGCCCUGAAGCCCGCGGCACAUGCCCUCUUCAAGAAGCUCAAGGACGAGGAGCUGGAGCUGCUGGUGCAGGCGGUGGAGAGCCGGGGCGCCUGGGAGUCCGGCUGCGUCUGGGUGCCGCGGGGGGACCCGCGGGGGGCCAAGCAGGCGCUGCCCCCCCAGGUCCUGCUCUGCCGCCUCUACCGCUGGCCCGACCUGCGCCAGCCCCACGAGCUCAAGCACCUCUCCUACUGCCAGAGCGGCGGGGGCUGCGGGGACGCGGCGGCGCUCUGCUGCAACCCCCACCACUUCAGCCGCCUGGCUGUGCCCGAGACCCCUCCGCCCCCCUACUCGAAGUCGUCCUUCGGCCCCUCCUGGCCGGCCGAGCCCGAGCACCCCCAGCUCCUGGAGUUCAGCUACAACCGCGUGGACUGGCGCG